Coccomyxa subellipsoidea C-169 is the source of this 1347-nucleotide messenger RNA. RefSeq names its product TPR-like protein. Lineage: Eukaryota; Viridiplantae; Chlorophyta; Trebouxiophyceae; Coccomyxaceae. Gene Ontology annotation, molecular function: protein binding. Bases 1 to 1347 code for a protein of 448 amino acids. The record is from RefSeq and is a predicted model, not a curated record. The transcript has 7 exons.
AUGACAGUAGAAGACCUGCUGCGCAUCGUGCGCAGCCUGCCACCCGAGGAGUCGGCCGUGGCGGCCGUCAGCCGCGGGCUGUUCUACCUCGACUCGCGCGCUCUUGCGGCCCUGCUGAAGGAGCUUCACAAGGUCGGCCUGUCCAACAGAGCGUCAGAGCUGUUCGACUGGCUGCGUUCCCUCCCGGACAACCACGAGCUGGCGCACCUGUGCGACGUGUACACCUACACGACGAUCAUCUCGCAGUGUGGAAGCCACCAGCAGCUGCGCAAGGCGCUGGAACUCGUUGCGGAGAUGCGCGGCCACGGCGUCGUGUGCAACGUGCACACCUACUCUGCCCUCAUGAACGUCUGCAUCAAGGCGAAUGAGUUGGAGCUGGCGUUGGAUGUGUAUGGGCAGUUGCUGCGCGAGGGGUGCACGCCCAACCUGGUGACCUACAACAUCCUCAUCGACAUCCACGGCAAGAUGGGCAACUGGCAGGAGGCCGUCCAGGUCCUGGACGCCCUCGAGGACCAGGGCACCAAGCCGGAGGUGCGCACAUACAACACGAUAUUAAGCGCAUGCAACCGUAGCGGGCAGCCGGAGCAUGCGCUGCGCGUGUACGAGCGCAUGCUGGCCGACGGCGCGCAGCCCACCGCCACCACCUACACCGCCCUCAUCUCAGCCUACGGCAAGACCGGCAAGAUUGAGGAGGCGCUGCGGAUAUUCCAGGACAUGGUGCGGCGGGGCUGCGAGCGCAACGUGAUAACGUACAGCAGCCUGAUCAGCGCGUGCGAGAAGGCCGGGCGGUGGCAGCUGGCGCUGGAGCUCCUGGACGAGAUGCACCGCGACAACUGCAAACCCAACACCGUCACCUUCAACGCACUCCUCUCCGCCUGUGCCCAGGGGGGUCAGUGGAAGGCGGCGCAAGAUGUGUUUGAGCAGAUGCCGUCGUGCGGGUGCAAGCCGGACGCGGUGUCGUACGCCAUCCUCAUCUCAGCAUUUGACCGCGGCAACCAGUGGUGCCGCGCACUCCAGGCGCUGGAUGAGAUGCAGGGGCAGGGCCACCGACCGGAUGUGGGAGUGUACAACGUGGUGAUAGAGGCGCUGACGCGAUCGGGGGUGCUGUCCGCGCAGCUCAAGGCCGCCCAAAUCUUCCAGGCCGCCACCCGCCAGGGCCAGCUCAGGUGUGACGCCGCCUCUGCAAACUUGCCAUUGCCUGCCAUUGUCAGUAAGGACACUGUACGAGAGGAGCCUGUAAUGGUGCUGUUGACUAAACAUGGUGAUCCUUUGUACAUGGUGGACCAUUGUCCGGAAUGUUUGGAGAGCACCAAUCCUCUUUGCUCAUUGCAUGUGGGAGUCACCUGA